This is a messenger RNA of Cylas formicarius (sweet potato weevil), 581 nucleotides long. Its product is annotated as CDGSH iron-sulfur domain-containing protein 3, mitochondrial. The transcript is spliced from 4 exons. The record is from RefSeq and is a predicted model, not a curated record. Gene Ontology annotation, cellular component: intracellular membrane-bounded organelle. Lineage: Eukaryota; Metazoa; Arthropoda; Insecta; Coleoptera; Brentidae. Gene Ontology annotation, molecular function: 2 iron, 2 sulfur cluster binding. The coding region runs from base 79 to 504 and encodes 141 amino acids.
UUUCUUUUAGCCUAGGCAUAUAACCUAAUAAUAUUAAUCUAUUUUUUUGCCUUAAGUGAAAGGAUUUUUUUUAUUAUAAUGGCACACCACGUAAGUCGUGUAGCUCUAAAUUUUAAUAAUUUUAAGUGCAAUGCUUUUAAUGUGAUUAAGUUUUUCAGUUCUUCAGAUUCGGGCAUUCCCAAGAAUGUACUCGAAAAUGUCAUAUCGGCCCAUCAUCAGGCAAAUAAUGGAGUGGUUUAUGACAAAAAGCCGUUUAGGAUGACUUUAGAAGCAGGUAAAAGGUAUUCCUGGUGUUUGUGUGGAAGGAGUAAAAAACAACCUCUUUGUGAUGGCACCCAUAAAAAUGAACAACUCAGAAUUACUCUUAAACCAGUUAAAUUUGCCGUUGAAGAAACAAAGGAAUACUGGUUAUGUAAUUGCAAACAAACGGCCCAUCGCCCUUUCUGUGAUGGAACACACAAAGUCAGUGAAGUACAAGAGGCAACGUCGAUUGUGAAGCAGUAAACUGAAGAGUUUUUGUAGUAAAUAGGAUUUAAUUGUAAAUAAAAUGUAAAUCUACUUAACAGUCAACAUUUAUUUCA